AUGGCUACAGUACUGAUACCGCCGUCGUUCUUCCAGGAGACGCGCAUCUCUCCGACACCUUGCUCGCCCUCUAGCAUCCUGCACAUCAACGCCGCGGGUAAUGCAUCGACAGCAGUUGGCCGCAAGCGCGCGUUCGACGAAAUCAGCGGGCUGGACGAGGAGAGCUAUGCGCGAAAACAUCUGGCUACCGAGGGCUCCAUCUUCUUCCGCUCCGCAGACAAAACACCGCGAAGUUUUCUCUGGCGCGUGCUGAACAACCGACAACUGCUGGAGGUGCAAUGCGUGGACUUGGUGCAGCCCACCAGCGCAAAAGGUGCGAGCGACAGCUGGCUGACAUUCCACAUCACGCUGCCCGCGCCCAUUGUGCCAGGUGGUGUGGUGCUGGCAGACGCGACGGAGAAGGAUGCGCUAGAGCUGUUUGUUGUCACGAGUGUUGGAGGAAAAAGCGAGCUAUACACCAUCACCUUGAGGAGGGAUCUACUGCUACGGGAGACGGUGCCGGUCGAUUUUGACGGAAAGACAUGUGUACGGGCAUUCACGCCGAGCCGAUUCAACUACAGCAAACCAUACCGCCUUACUGCUWCCAGCAAUCUGGAGCUGUUCGUUUCGCUGCAUGAUGGAGGGCUGGUGAGGUUGCAGAGAUCUGCGAGUGAGAGCGGUAGCCAGUGGAGGGAGACCACCUUUAGCGAGGGUGGCUGGCUUGACUAUCUGCCAUUCCGAAGCGCACCGUCUGUCGACUACCAUGGAGGGAAGGUCAGUGCCAAUGCGAUCGCCGCGAUGGCCAUCAGUCCGGAUGGGGUCUUUGUCUGGACCGUCAGUCUGGAUCAUACGCUCAAGGCGUGGGACACGCGCACAGGCAAAGUUGUCGUCGAGACAGACCUGUUGGGAGAGAAUCUCACGCUCGAGGAGAAGAAGAAACAGGCCAAUACACCCAUGGGCGCCGAGCAGGGCACUCUUCUCCAAGUUGGACCGCCAGCGAUGGACACAAGUCUUUUCGAUUACUCUUUGAUUGUCCAUUCGCCAAGAGACCACCAAUUCAAGAUCUAUGGCAUCAAAAAUGACACAUCCCAGGAGGGCAGCAUCCCGCAAUUUCUCGACAUGCAGCCAGGUCGCAAGCUGAUACCACCCAUCGACGAGCUGCUGAAUACCAACAUUUGGCACCUGGAGCAGUUCUACGUCAAAGCCAAUCCAGACUGGCAGAGGUCGCAGUUGUGGUUGCGAGCGAGGAGCGGUGCGAUCUGCAAGACGUUUACCUUGACAUUUGACCUGCUCGACCGCCUGGGCUCACCAAUCGAUCUCACAGACAACUUCGCGUCCAGAUGGAGCGUGGUGGAUUCAUCAUCACUCACCACCGACAAGCUGAGACAAUUGCCUGAGUUUCAGGGUUUAGAGGCUAUCACCGACAGUACGACUACCCCUAGUGAAAAGUGGCUUGGUUUCCUCUUCUUUCCUGGCCGUUACAGCCCUGCUUCGCUUGAGACUGCGCUGUACAUCUAUCGCAAAGGCCGCAAUCUUCCAGUCACUUCCAGCAGCAAAGGUCUAAAAGCUACAGAGGAUCCUUUGAAAGAACGUAUCACGAACGCUGUGGCGGCGAAGAUUCUGCUACGCCGUCUGCCAAAUGAACAGCCCGACUACGAACGAUAUCAGCACGAUUUGCAAGCGCAAUGGGUAACGUUCUUCUCGCUGCUCUCGCACCUGCACAAUCGCCGACAUGAGUCUAUUGGAUCUGCGUUUGAUGCAGCGCAUGACCUUGCGUGGACAGUGUGUGCUGACUUCGUCGCGCCAGUGCGAACAAGCAGCAGGUAUGACCUUUUGAGCCACAACGCUGAGCUGUGCAUGAGUGACGGACUGGAGAAAUUGGAUCCGACCAUGGAUGCAUUGAUUUGGGGAAGCGGCGACGACAUUCUCAUAACACAAAUCCUCGCAGUCGCUAAGAAGUUCAGAAACUGCCUCUCGCCGACGGCACAAGAGAAUUUGAGGAUGACUGCCACUGUCAAUGCUAUUGAUCGCAGCGAGGACGUUCCGACAGAAGAGGGUCUGCAGCUCCUAUACGAUCGCUGCGGCUUCGCCAACGAGGUCAGUGACGAAGAUUUCGAGGCAUUGGAGCUGGCGGCGUCACAGUUUCACGGCCUGGGUACGCUGAGUGACGAUUCGUUCCUUGCAGUGCUGGAGGUGCUCGACCAAGCGCCCGCACCACAUGGCCCACAUGCGAAUCUCACUCUCGGUCGUUACGGAAAGGAUGUCAACAUUGCCAUCGCCAAGGAGAGUAUCCAGCAGAUGCAGUCCGCGCUUCUGGAUGUUCUAGCCCUGAUUGUAUUUAUGACAUAUGAGCUUGAUGAGGACGGUCUCUCGCCAGAGUUUCGAGCCAAGGACUUGUACGAAGCAUUCAUGCUGAGGAUCAAGGUCACUGAGCUGCGUCUCUGGCUUGUUAGGAACGUACGCCAGGAGCCUGUGCGCGCGAGUACGAAACCUUCGGACAUGAUCUCGAUGAGCAUCUACGAAAGUCUGUUCGCCGGCGAUUGGACUGUCAUUGCCCGUAAGAAAAAUCAGUCAGAUGGCUUAUCAAGCUUGUUGACGUCUUGGGCCUUACAUUGGACCUUUGGCAUCGACAUUAACAAGCAGUGGAGCGAGAUCACAACAUGGGCUAUGGCAGAUCUGCUUCGACACAAGGAGAUCGAGCUCGCGGCAGACUUUGUCAAGUUCUUGCCGGAGAACGAUUCUGCUUGGGCAACAUACCUCGAAGCCCGCCUUCACCUCGCACUGGGAGAAUAUGCGCAGGCGAACCUGGCAUUCAUCGAUGCUUCGCACGACAUGUCGAAUGUCCCAAACGCGAAUGUCAAUCUGAAAGGCGAGCUUCUCACUCCGGAAGACCUGCUUCUCAUCGGCAAAGGUCCAUCCCCGUACUUCCGACACGUUCUAUCGCUGUUUGAACAGCUGAAGGUGUACUCAUACACUGCGGACUUUGCAUCCCUCGCACUGCAAUACUUGCCAUCGCGGAAGGACAUUGUCCGCCACUUUGACGAGUUGGACAUGCGCAAGAGCAAGACAGACAGUCCGCCCAUUGAGACCGUAAGGAACUCUGGGCACGAGAUCAAACUCAUGCAGCAGCAACAAACCCGUGACGACAUUCUUGGGCGCCUGUUUAACGCACUGGUGCAGACUGGGAGGUAUGAACAGGCAUACGCUGCUCUGGUGGAGAUGAUGGAUCCCAUGGUGAAGCGCUCCAAUCUGAGGAUCCUCGUCAAGGCAUGUACAAAACGUAACGACUCCGCAGGCGCAAGCGUGCUCCUCAAUUUGAAUAUCGAGGGGGAUUUGUUGAGAUAUGCGGACUCUAUUCUGCUCGAGCUGGCUAGAGACGCAAUGGGCAAACACCCUGCUAUCACCUCCAGUGCAGCACCGGCUUACCAUCAGAUCCUCUUCUCGUUCCGUACAUCGAACGGGGAUUUCCGCGGUGCUGCUGCCAUAUUGUACGAACAUCUCGAGCGUUUGAGGAAUAGCAAAGGCGCGAUGGCGCAGAUCAUCCAGGAUCCUGAAGAUGAGACGCUAGUGAGAGUCUACGCCUUGCUGAUCAAUACCAUUGCGUGCUGCGGUGAGCAGGAGGCAUGGUUACUGGCAGAUCCUAUCGAGGGCGUGCAUCCCGAAGGAAGAAAGAGGAAGCUCGUCAGAUUGGAGGAUGUUCGGAGGGAAUACAUGGCUGAGUUGGACAGGAGAAACGAUCUGGCCAUGGGGAGAUUCGCAAUCACGGGCGAUGAUGAUGAUAUGGUUUUCUAG
Ramularia collo-cygni is the source of this 3771-nucleotide messenger RNA. RefSeq lists its product as uncharacterized. Gene Ontology annotation, molecular function: structural constituent of nuclear pore; protein binding. Gene Ontology annotation, cellular component: nuclear pore. Bases 1 to 3771 code for a protein of 1256 amino acids. The record is from RefSeq and is a predicted model, not a curated record. NCBI's taxonomy places the organism in Eukaryota, Fungi, Ascomycota, Dothideomycetes, Mycosphaerellales, Mycosphaerellaceae. The transcript has a single exon.